Plectropomus leopardus (leopard coralgrouper) is the source of this 1502-nucleotide messenger RNA. RefSeq names its product solute carrier family 25 member 3a (gene slc25a3a). Gene Ontology annotation, biological process: mitochondrial phosphate ion transmembrane transport. NCBI's taxonomy places the organism in Eukaryota, Metazoa, Chordata, Actinopteri, Perciformes, Serranidae. The record is from RefSeq and is a predicted model, not a curated record. Gene Ontology annotation, cellular component: mitochondrial inner membrane. Gene Ontology annotation, molecular function: phosphate transmembrane transporter activity.
GUUGGUGACGUCACGAAAGGACAAAUCGGUUUACCGCGAGGUCAUUCGGCCUCUCCGAGCAGCCGGUUGCAGCUAAGCGGAGUCGCCAUCUUAAAGACACUGAGAGACUCCGCCAGCAGGCAGGACACCACCAUGUACCCGACCGCCCUGACGCAGCUGGCCCGGGCCAACCCGUUCAGCGCUCCCCUCUUCACCCUCCAGAAAGUGGAAGAACCCCAACAGACCCUCCAUGGACAGAGGACCCGCACACUGGCGGCAGCCGCCACCUCAGAAGAGAGUUUCAGCUGCGAGUUUGGCUCCCAAAAGUACUAUGCCCUGUGUGGCUUUGGGGGUAUCCUGAGCUGCGGCAUCACACACACAGCAGUGGUGCCCCUCGACCUUGUCAAGUGCCGCCUGCAGGUGAACCCAGAUAAGUACAAGAGCAUCGGCAACGGCUUCUCAGUGACAGUGAGGGAAGAUGGUGUCAGAGGCCUGGCAAAGGGCUGGGCUCCCACCUUCAUCGGCUACUCCAUGCAGGGACUCUGCAAGUUUGGCUUCUACGAAGUGUUCAAGGUCCUCUACAGCGACUUGCUGGGAGAGGAGAACACCUACCUCUGGAGGACAUCACUGUACCUGGCAGCCUCAGCAAGCGCAGAGUUCUUUGCAGACAUCGCUCUGGCUCCCAUGGAGGCUGUCAAAGUUCGUAUCCAGACCCAGCCAGGCUACGCCAACACUCUCAGACAGUGUGUCCCCAAGAUGUACGCAGAGGAGGGACUCUGGGCCUUCUAUAAGGGUGUGGUGCCCCUGUGGAUGAGGCAGAUCCCCUACACCAUGAUGAAGUUUGCCUGCUUCGAGCGCACUGUGGAGAUGCUCUACAAGUAUGUUGUUCCUAAGCGCAGCGAGUGCAGCAAACCUGAGCAGCUGGUGGUCACCUUCGUGGCCGGUUAUAUCGCUGGUGUGUUCUGUGCCAUCGUGUCCCACCCUGCUGACUCCGUGGUGUCCGUGCUGAACAAGGAGAGUGGCAGCACUGCUUUCCAGGUCCUCAAGAGGCUGGGACCCAAAGGUGUGUGGAAGGGUCUGAUCGCCCGUAUCAUCAUGAUCGGUACCCUGACCGCCCUGCAGUGGUUCAUCUACGACUCCGUCAAGGUCUACUUCCGCCUGCCCCGCCCCCCUCCCCCCGAGAUGCCAGAGUCCCUGAAGAAGAAGCUCGGCCUCACAGAGUAACCUCCUCCUCCUCCCCUCCACUGAGCCGCAGCCUCCGACACAUCUGAACCCCCCAAACUUCUACAGCGCACACAGCAGUUUUCUAUAUUUAUGUCCUCAGCUCCUACAGCUCUGCUCAGAGCACAGGGCUGCUGCUACUCAUGUAUAUUUAAAAAACCCUAAAAAACAAGCAAGGAGAGAAGAUGGAACUGUCGCUCAGGCAGAAAUAUUCCUCUGUAGAAACACCCGUCUGGUUUUAUCAAGUCCUGUCAUUAGAGAACGAUUGAAACUCUAAUAAAAUAAUUAAAUUCCCUGGAAAA